AUGACUUCCUUAAACUUCUUACUUUUCUCUCCAACUCUACUAAUAAUCAUUACACUCUCCUCCACACCCAAUUUCGCUUGUGCUUCUUUAAAGGAAGCCAAUGCUCUUCUUAAAUGGAAAGCAAGCCUUGAAAUCCCAAACAACGCCUUUCUCUCUUCAUGGCUUCUCCUCCCUAUGAAUUCCAAUGCAUCAUUUCCAUGCACUUCCUGGUUUGGAAUUGUUUGCAAUGCUGAUGGGAGCAUUCGGAAGUUGAACCUCACAUCAUCUGGAGUAAAGGGUACGCUUCAUCAAUUUCCAUUCGCAUUGCUACACGGUCUUACUCAUUUUGAUCUCAGUGUUAACAACUUCUUUGGCCCCAUCCCACCAGAAAUUCGACUCCUCUCCAAACUUAUCCACCUUGAUUUUUCAGAGAAUAAGUUUUCAGGAGUAAUCCCACCUAAAAUAGGAAACCUGAACCGGCUAACCGUCUUGUAUCUAUUCUCAAACAAUAUAUCUGGCUCAAUACCAAUUGAACUUGGGAAUUUGAAUUCUCUCACUGACCUUCAGGUGGCCUACAAUCAACUUAGUGGUUCUAUUCCUUCAUCACUAGCAAACCUCAAGAACCUACACACUCUGUACCUCCAUGAGAAUAAAUUAUCGGGUCCCAUUCCUAUUGAACUUGGGAAUUUGGAGUCUCUUACUCAUCUUGCGGUGAGUAACAAUCAACUUAAUGGUUCAAUUCCUUCAUCACUAGGAAACUUGGGCAACCUACAAUGGCUGAUGCUUAAAGAUAAUAAAUUAUCCGGUUCCAUUCCUACUGAACUUGGGAAUUUGAAGUCUCUCACUAAUCUUGCGGUGAAUCGCAAUCUGCUUAUUGGUUCUAUUCCAGUUUCAUUUGGUGAUUUGACAUCUUUAAAUAGCCUUUAUAUGCACCAGAAUCAGCUUUCUGGUCCCAUUCCUAUUCAGCUUGUGAUUUUAAAAUCUCUCAUUGAUCUUAAGUUGAACAAAAAUCAACUUAGUGGUUCCAUUCCUCCAGAGUUUGGAAAUUCAACUCAACUACAAAGGCUUGAUCUUUCUUCCAAUCGUCUAACAGGUCAGAUUCCUAAGGAGUUUGGGAAGAUGAAAAGAAUGUUGAAUUUGUCUUUGGCUGAUAACCAACUUUCUGGUAUUAUACCUCCAGAGAUCGGAUCUUUUGAACUCAUUGAAGUACUUGAUUUAUCUACAAAUAGAUUAAACGGGUCGCUACCAAUAAGUAUCGGUCAAUGGGAACAUAUUCAUUACUUGAAUCUUAGUAAUAACAAGCUCGGUGAGAAAGUUCCAUCUGAGAUUGGUAAAUUAGUUCAACUUACAAAACUUGAUUUAUCUCAGAAUUUUUUGUCAGAUGUGAUACCAUCUGAAGUUCAAGGUUUGCAAAGUUUGCAAAAAUUGGAUCUUUCUCACAAUAGACUGUCUGGUUCUAUUCCUAACGCUUUUACAAGGUUGCCACAUGGGAUUGAUAUCAACCUUUCUUACAAUGAGCUCUCAGGCCCAGUUCCCCAAAGCCCCAACUUUGUGAAUGCGUCCAUAGAAGGCAAUCCAGGUGUUUGUGGAAAUAUUACUGGAGUGAAACUUUGUGCAAAUCAAAUGAUUAAGAAGAAAAACAAUCCCUUUCAUCAUGGGGUCAUCCUUGUAAUUAUCUUCCCUCUUAUCGGGGCAGCUGUUUUACUUGGUUUGUUCACGUAUGGCCACAUUGCUUAUCGACAACAAAAGAAAAGGUCUCCACAUAAACCAUUGGACGAAGAAAGCAGGGAUUAUUUUUCCAUUACAAGUUUUGAUGGAGGAGUAGUGUAUGAUGACAUCUUGAAAGCAACAGAUGAUUUUGAUGAAGCAUACUCUAUUGGGACUGGAGGAUAUGGUACCGUGUACAAAGCUGAGAUACAACCUAACAAUGUGGUAGCUGUCAAGAAACUUCACUCAUCAUCUGAAAAUGUUGAUCAAAAUGGAUUCCUUAAUGAGGUACGAACAUUAACGAACAUAAGGCAUCGAAACAUAGUUAAACUCUACGGAUAUUGCUCCCAUCCCCGUCACUCAUUUUUGAUUUAUGAAUACCUUGAAAAGGGAAGCCUUGGAUCAAUCUUAAGAAUUGAUGACUUAGCAAAAGAACUUGAUUGGUUGAAAAGGGUAAAUAUUGUAAAGGUCGUAGCUAAUGGUUUGGCUUAUAUGCAUCACGACUGCUCGCCUCCUAUAAUUCAUAGAGACAUUUCCAUUGCCAACAUCCUUCUCGAUUCUGAUUAUGAGGCACAUAUUUCUGAUUUUGGGACAUCCAAGCUUUUAAAGCUAGACUCAUCCAACUGGACCGCAAUUGCAGGCACCUAUGGUUAUAUUGCCCCAGAGCUUGCUUAUACAAUGGUGGCAACCGAGAAAUGUGAUGUGUAUAGCUUUGGGAUUGUUGCACUAGAAGUGAUCAUGGGAAAGCAUCCUGGUGAACUACCAACAUUGUCUGCUGAUUAUUUGGUGUUAGGAAAUGUAGGAGACAGUCGGAUUCCACAUCCCUCACCACAAGUUGAGAAACAAGUUGAUUUGGUGCUGAGUCUUUCAAGAGCAUGUUUGAACUCCAAUCCGAAUGGAAGACCAACAAUGCGCCAAGUUUCAAAUCUGUUGAUGAAGGAUCUGCUUUGAACUGACAUCUAUUGUCUCUGAAGGAUAUAGUGUACUUUCAAUGUUCUUACUUUUCUCAUGUUUCCUAUACGCAUCAUGUCAAUAUGUAUUCAUUUGAAUGUGUUUUUGUUGAGAAACUUUACAAAUACUUGUAGUUAGCAGAUCUUAGAGAUUGGGUAUUAUGUCAGCAAACCCUCGAUUGUUGUACUACCCUCGACUGUUGUACUAUAUAAUUGUAUAUUGUUUUAUAACAAA
Molecule: messenger RNA, 2871 nt
Organism: Lactuca saligna
Lineage: Eukaryota; Viridiplantae; Streptophyta; Magnoliopsida; Asterales; Asteraceae
Source: the annotation of a GenBank genome assembly